UUCUCUGCUGUGAGAAUGUAAGAUGGAUCCAGAAGAGCAGGAACUCUUAAACGAUUACAGAUACAGAAAUUACUCUUCGGUGAUUGAAAAGGCUUUGAGAAACUUUGAGUCCUCAAGUGAAUGGGCGGAUCUCAUAUCCUCACUGGGCAAGCUCAACAAGGCUCUUCAGAGUAACCUGAGGUAUUCCUUGUUGCCGAGACGGCUCCUGAUCAGCAAGAGAUUAGCCCAGUGCCUCCAUCCUGCGUUGCCCAGUGGUGUGCACCUAAAAGCCCUAGAAACCUAUGAGAUCAUCUUCAAAAUCGUGGGGACCAAAUGGCUGGCCAAGGAUUUGUUUCUGUACAGCUAUGGGUUGUUUCCUCUUCUGGCGAACGCGGCCAUGUCGGUAAGGCCCGUGCUGCUUGGCCUGUACGAGAAAUACUUUCUCCCACUGCAGAAGCUUCUCCUGCCCAGUCUCCAGGCCUUCAUCGUGGGCCUGCUGCCUGGCCUGGAGGAGGGUUCGGAGAUCUAUGACAGAACAGAUGCUCUGCUCCUGAGGCUGUCCCUGGUGGUCGGCAAGGAGGCGUUCUACGCUGCCCUCUGGGGGAGUGUCCUGGUGAGCCCCGCCAUCCGCCUUCCCGCCUCGCUGUUCGUGGUUGGCCACAUCAGCAGGGACUCACCUGGCAAGGACCAGAAGUACAUGCUGGGGACGGAUUACCAGCUCACGAUAAAGUCCCUGUGUGCAUCGCUGUUGGACUCCAACGUUCUGGUGCAGAGAAAUAAUCUGGAAAUUGUUCUGUUCUUCUUUCCAUUCUAUACGUGUCUGGAUUCCAGUGAGAGAGCCAUUCCCCUGCCCAGAUCCGACGUCGUGCACAUCCUGUCCGCCGCCACCCAGACCCUCCUGAGAAGAGAUAUGUCCCUAAACAGAAGACUUUACGCGUGGCUACUAGGUUCAGAUAUUAAAGGAAAUACCAUUGUGCCAGAAUCCGAACUCUCAAAUUCUUACGAAGACCAGUCCUCAUAUUUUUUUGAAAAGUAUUCUAAGGAUCUUUUAGUUGAGGGUCUAGCGGAGAUACUGCACCAGAAGUUCCCGGAUGCUGACACAGAGGAGCGCCACCACGCGUACCUGAAGCCUUUCCGCAUCAUCGUCAGUCUGCUGGACAAGCCCGAAAUAGGGCCUCGAGUGGUCGGGAACUUGUUCCUUGAAGUCAUCCGGGCCUUUUAUUCUUACUGCAGAGACGCUCUCGGCUCUGAUCUUAAACUCAGCUACACCCAGAGUGGAAACUCACUCACAAGUGCAAUAAAAGAAAACAGAAAUGCCUCAGAGAUUGUUAAAACGGUGAAUUUGCUGAUCACUUCCCUAAACACAGACUUUCUCUGGGAUUAUAUGACGAGGUGCUUUGAGAACUGCUUUAGGUCAGCGAAGCAGAGUUCCACUGCUGGGAGCAGCAUCAGCCCUCCCCCGACGGUCUCGGAGCUCUGCACCCUCCUGGUGUUCCUUCUGGACGUUAUUCCCCUGGAACUUUACUCUGAGGUACAAACCCAGUACCUCCCGCAGGUGCUGGGCUGCCUGGUGCAGCCUCUGGCUGAGGAUAUGGAGGCUCUGAGCUUACCUGAGCUCACGCAUGCCUUGAAGACAUGUUUCAAAGUGCUGAGCAAGGUCCAGAUGCCACCUUCCUACCUGGACAUGGAGCCCACAAGCGGGUGCACGAGUCCAGUAAAAGGUGAAAACAGCGAAAUAAUUAUAGACACAAAGGCAGUGACUCCAGGUGAUGAGGAAGCUUCGUUUCCUCCGCUGAAAUCCGAAGACAGCGGGAUCGGGCUCAGCGCCUCGUCCCCGGAGCUGUCGGAGCACUUGCGGGUCCCCAGGGUCUCUCCUGACAAGGACGACGUUUGGAAGAAGGGCGGGAGCAUGCAGAGGACGUUUCUCUGCAUCCAGGAGCUGAUUGCCACCUUCGCCCACAAGAACAUCUUUGGGGUGCAUCCAACGGCAUCUGGGGAGGAAACCAGGUGCGAAGGGCCCGCGGGCCGGAGGGACGAGGACGGGCCGCCGUGUGCAGCGGCCAGCGACCCGGGCCAGAAGAACUCGUGGGACGCCAAGCCCAUCAGCGUGCCCCAGUUUAAGCAGAUGCUCUCCGACCUGUUCACGGCUCGAGGGUCUCCGUUUAAGACAAAAAGUGUGGAGCCGCCAUCACCUGUGCCCCAGAGCCCCGGGCGGAAGACGGAGGGGGACUGGGCCGUGGAGCAGGGCGUCGUGGACCUGGGGAGCUCGCAGGAGGCCUGCCGCGAGGCCUUCGCUGCCGCCUGCCACCUGCUGCUGGACUGUGCCACCUUCCCCGUGUACCUGUCCGCAGAAGAGAUGGAGCGGCUCUGCGAGACGCUCUUCCAGCUCCCCGGGGGCGGCGACUGCACCUUCCCCUCGUGGCUGAGGUCCCUCAUGACCGUUUGCUGCUGCGUGUCCGACUGCUUCCUCCAGAACGUAGCCAUCUCCACUCUGCUGGAGGUGAUCAACCACUCCCAGUCCCUCGCCCUGGUCAUCGAAGACAAGAUGAAACGCCACAAAAGCUCUGGACACAACCCGUUUUUCGGCAAGCUGCAGAUGGUGACUGUCCCUCCCGUUGCUCCAGGAAUAUUGAAAGUCAUCGCAGAGAAAACAGAUUUCUAUCAGAAGGAGUCUCUGACGUUUAAAUUUGCCCAUGGGGACCACAGCGUCUGCGAGGACAUCAUCUGCCGUGCUCUCCUGGACCCUGACAAGGGGACAAGGCUGGAAGCCCUGUUUAGGUUCUCUGUCAUCUGGCACCUAACGAGAGAGGCCCCAGGCAGUCGUGUGACAUCUCACAACCGCUCCCUGGACAGGUCCCUGUUCGUCGUGCUGGACAGUCUGGCGUGCACAGACGGCGCCAUCAGCGCGGCCGCGCAGGGCUGGCUGGUGCGGGCGCUGUCCCUGGGUGACGUGGCGCGCAUCCUAGAGCCCAUGCUGCUGCUGCUGCUCCAGCCCAAGACCCAGAGGACCUCCAUCCACUGCCUCAAGCAGGAGAACUCGGCAGAAGACUUGCAUCGUUGGUUUCACAGGCAGAAGACGCCCUCCAAAGAGGCAGGGGGGGUGCCCGAGCCCCAGGAAGGCGGCUCAGAAGAAGGUGUGCCUCUGAGCCAGCUCACCACCGUCGACCGCGAGGCCAUCUGGGCCGAGGUGGAGAAGGAACCAGAGAAGUGCCCCCUGGGAAGCGAGCUGAGUGAGGACGACCUUCCCUACUACAUGGACCUUCCCGAUGGGCCCGCCUGCAGCACCGUGGACAGCAGCGAGCAUACGGAGUCCGCGGACACGAGCUCCGCCCACACGGACAGCGAGAACACGUCCUCCUUUUCUUCCCCUUCCCACGACCCGCAGGAGCUGAGCCACGAGGAGAACUGCUGCGCGCCCAUCCCCAGGGCAGGCAGGGCCUACCCCAGGCGCUCGGCCUUGCUGGCGGCCUUCCCGGCGGAAAGCCUCAAGCCGGCUGCCAGGUUAAGCCUGGCGCGCGUGGACUCGGACAAGACGCAGGCUUCCGAGUCGUUCUCCAGCGACGAGGAGGCUGACCUGGAGCUCCAGGCCCUCAGCACGUCCCGGCUGCUGAAGCAGCGGCGGGAGAGGCAGGAGACCAUCGAGGCCUUGUUCAAGCACAUUCUGCUCUACCUGCAGCCCUACGACUCCCGGCGAGUCCUGUAUGCCUUCUCCGUGUUAGAGGCCGUGCUCAAGACCAACCCCAAGGAGUUUAUCGAGGCCGUGUCCAGGACCAGCAUGGACACCAGCUCCACCGCGCACCUCAACCUCAUCUCCAACCUCCUCGCUCGCCACCAGGAGGCCCUCGUGGGCCAGAGUUUCUACGGGAAGCUCCAGACCCAGUCUCCCAACGUGUGUCCCCACUCCCUGCUGAUCGAGCUCCUCACCUACCUGUGCCUCAGUUUCCUGCGCAGCUAUUACCCGUGCUACCUGAAGGUCUCCCACCGGGACAUCCUCGGCAACCGGGACGUGCAGGUCAAGAGCGUGGAGGUUUUGAUUCGGAUAAUGACGCAGCUGGUGUCCGUGGCCAAGUCGGCCGAGGGGAAGAACGUGGAGUUCAUUCACAGCUUGCUGCAGAGGUGCAAGGUUCAGGAGUUUGUCCUGCUUUCCCUGUCGGCGUCCAUGUACACCAGCCAGAAGCGCUACGGCCUAGCCACCGGCGAGCGCGGCCGGGCCCCGCAGGAGGAGAGCCUCUUCGAGGAGAGCCUCAUCAACCUGGGCCAGGAUCAGAUCUGGAGCGAGCACCCCCUGCAGAUCGAGCUGCUGAAGCUCCUGCAGGUGCUGAUCGUCCUGGAGCAUCACCUGGGCCAGGUCCAGGAGGAGGCUGAACAUCAGCCGGCACUGUCCCGGGAGUGGCGGAAAGCCCUGGACUUCCAGCAGGCCAUCAGUGCCCUGCAGUACGUGCAGCCCCACCCGCUCACCUCCCAGGGGCUGCUGGUGUCGGCCGUGGUGCGGGGGCUGCAGCCGGCCUACGGCUACGGCAUGCACCCGGCCUGGGUGAGCUUGGUCACGCACUCCUUGCCGUACUUCGGGAAGUCCCUGGGCUGGACUGUGACACCCUUCCUCGUCCAGAUUUGCAAAAAUUUGGACGAGCUAGUCAAGCAGUAUGAAAGCGAAUCCGUGAAGCUCUCUAUCAGCAUAACCUCCAAGAGGGAAAACAUCUCUCCGGAUUAUCCACUCACUCUUCUGGAAGGUCUGACCACCAUUACCCACUUUUGUCUUUUGGAACAACCCAACCAAAACAAAAAGACCACUGCUGCAAGCGAUCCUACCAAUUUGAAAAAUGCCAAGAAUGCCAUUCUGGAAGAGUUGCCUCGAGUCGUUAACACCAUGGCCCUUCUCUGGAAUGUUCUCAGAAAGGAGGAAACUCACAAGAGGCCCGUCGAUCUCCUUGGAGCCACCAAGGGAUCCUCUUCCGUUUACUUUAAAACCACCAAAACCAUACGACAAAAAAUCUUAGACUUCUUGAACCCCCUGACAGCACAUCUGGGAGUUCAGUUAACAGCCGCUGUGGCAGCAGUGUGGAGCAGGAAGAAGGUUCAGCGCCUCAGUAAGAUGAAGAUCGUCCCGGCGGCAAGCUCAUCCCAGCUGACCCUCGUCGACCUGAUUUGUGCGCUCAGCACCCUGCAGACGGACACAGUGCUGCACCUGGCAAAGGAGGUGGUGAAGAGGCCACCGCAAAUCCGAGGGGACGAGAAGGCGCCCCUCGCAGAUGUCCCUGUGUUGCAGUUUUGCUACGCUUUCAUCCAGAGGCUCCCAGUAACGGCCUUGCAAGAGAACUUUUCUGCGUUGUUGGGCGUGUUAAAGGAGUCCGUGCAGGUGAACCUGGCCCCGCCUGGCUACUUCCUGCUUCUCAGCAUGCUGAACGACUUUGUGACCAGAACUCCCAACCUGGACAGCAAGAAGGACCAAAAAGACCUGCAGGAAGUCACUCAAAAAAUCCUAGAAGCUGUAGGGAACAUUGCUGGCUCUUCCUUGGAACAAACCAGCUGGCUAAGCAGAAACCUGGAAGUGAAGGCCCAGCCUCAGAUCUCUCUGGAAGAAUCUGAUGCCGAGGAAGAUUUGUGUGCAGAUACCCCCAGCACGGCUGCAGCGAUGGUGUCAGCGUCCGCUCCGUCGGUGUACAGCGUGCAGGCCCUGUCUCUCCUGGCGGAGGUCCUGGCAUCUCUCCUGGACAUGGUUUAUCGCAGUGACGAGAAGGAGAAGGCGGUGCCGCUCAUCUCCCGCUUGCUCUAUUAUGUGUUUCCGUACCUGCGCAAUCACAGUGCCUACAAUGCCCCCAGCUUCCGGGCCGGCGCUCAGCUGCUAAGCUCCCUGAGCGGCUACGCCUACACAAAGCGAGCCUGGAAAAAGGAAGUCCUGGAGUUAUUCUUGGACCCUGCUUUCUUCCAGAUGGACACUUGCUGUGCACAUUGGAAGUCCAUUAUUGACCAUCUCCUGACUCACGAGAAAACCAUGUUUAAAGACCUAAUGAACAUGCAGAGCAGUUCUUUAAAACUGUUCUCAAGUUUUGAGCAGAAAGCGAUGCUACUCAAGCGUCAGGCUUUUGCUGUCUUCAGUGGAGAACUUGACCAAUACCACCUCUAUCUUCCUCUGAUACAAGAACGCCUGACAGACAAUCUCAGAAUUGGACAGACAUCCAUAGUUGCUGCUCAGAUGUUUCUUUUUUUCAGAGUUUUGCUGCUAAGAAUAUCUCCCCAACAUUUGACUUCACUGUGGCCCAUAAUGGUCUCUGAAUUAAUUCAGACAUUCAUACAGCUUGAAGAAGAUUUGAAAGAGGAUGAUGAGUCAUUGAGAAACAGUAACAAAAUCAACAGAACGAAAGUUUCAGUUGCUGACAGCAAUGGGCCCUCCCCGGGGGAGAUAGCCCAGAGUGAGCUCAUCUUGUAUUUGUCAGCCUGCAAGUUCUUGGACACAGCACUUUCUUUUCCACCUGACAAGAUGCCGUUAUUUCAAAUUUACAGGUGGGCAUUUGUCCCAGAAGUGGACACAGAGGGCCCCGCCUUCCCGUCAGACCUAGAGGAGAAUCACCAAGAAUGCAGACCCCACACUGUUAGGAUUCUAGAACUUCUGAAAUUGAAAUACGGGGAAAUGGGCAGCCCUGAUGAGAGCCCCGCGAGCCGUGAGCUCCCUCUUCUGCGCCAGCACUCCGUUUCCAGCAUCAGGCAGUUGAUGCCAUUCUUCCAGACUCUAAACUGCGCUUUCAAAACCCAGAGUCAGCGGUCUGCCGGCACCCCAGGGCCCCCAGGCUUGGAGUUCCCGGUCACACACAGCCCAAGGGUCCUGAACCAGCUAGAAGAAUGUGUUGAAUAUGAUUUCCUGGAACACCUGGAAUGUUAGCCUGAUAAGACAGGAUUUGUCUACUCCAUUUACUGAUACUGCGGUGACAUCCAGGACUCAUUGUGAACAAGAGAGGAGCUGCAGAUAGUGCUUUGUAAACAAGACGAUUUCAAUCUUGAAGGUAGAUUUCACAUAAUUUUCUGUUGGGCAACAAAACACACCUCCCUAAAUGCCUUGUAAUAUACUUGAAUCUGAUUGUAUGUUUCGUCCUCAAUUUAUGUAAAGAAAAUAAAAUUAAUAUAUCAUCUAAUGCGAGCACAAAAUUCGGAAUAUGAAGUAAAGUAUGAAGGCAGUGAA
Molecule: messenger RNA, 7153 nt
Organism: Suricata suricatta (meerkat)
Lineage: Eukaryota; Metazoa; Chordata; Mammalia; Carnivora; Herpestidae
Gene: DOP1B
Product: DOP1 leucine zipper like protein B
Exons: 37
Coding region: 23-6856 (2277 amino acids)
Biological process (GO): Golgi to endosome transport
Cellular component (GO): endosome; trans-Golgi network
Source: RefSeq, a predicted model, not a curated record